GACAGGACUCUCUUGUGCCGCCUUCCGAUUGGCUAAAAGAGCUCCCCUGGAACCACGCCCAGCUCCUCCGCAAUCGGCUCGGGGAAGCAGGCAGUCCCGGCAGCCAGUGCCGCCGCACUUUUCGCUUCGCGCAAAGUCGCGCGCGGGCGUGUUUGCAGGGAUGCGUCUGAAUCCCCGGGAGGACGCCGAAGAGGAGAAGAGCCGCGGCUGGAGCGCUGUCCCACCUUGCCCGCUGAGCCUGCCGGCUUCUCCUUGAAGUAACAUGCUGAGCAGGAGAACGCUCGAUACUGUGUUCUUGGGAAAACAGCUGAACCUCAUCCAAAGAGCAUGCCAUUAGGAUAUUCUGCUUUUUCUACUUGGAACAUGGGGGAAAAGGAUAAUGAGAAAUAUAACCAAGCUGGCCACAUUUUUGAGAACUUUGUCCAAGCCUCAACGUGCAAAGGUACAAUCCAGGCCUUUAAUAUCCUCACUCGUCAACUUGAACUAGAUCCUUUGGACAAUAGGAGCUUUUAUACAAAACUUAAAUCAAAGGUGACCAGUUGGAAGGCCAACGCUUUGUGGAACAAGCUAGAUAAAAGAUCAAGCCAUAAAGAAUAUAAGCGUGGGAAAUCUUGUGUAAACACUAAGUGUUUGAUUGUCGGAGGUGGCCCAUGUGGUUUGCGGACUGCCAUAGAACUUGCCUUUCUAGGAGCCAAAGUAGUUGUUGUGGAGAAGCGAGACACUUUUUCAAGAAACAAUGUGCUUCAUCUCUGGCCUUUUACUAUUCAUGAUCUUCGAAGUCUGGGAGCAAAAAAAUUCUAUGGAAAGUUCUGUGCAGGAUCCAUUGAUCACAUUAGCAUUAGACAGCUUCAGCUUAUCCUCUUCAAGGUUGCACUCAUGUUGGGAGUUGAAAUCCAUGUGAAUUUAGAAUUUGUGAAAGUUCUGGAACCUCCUGAAGAUCAAGAAAAUCGAAAGAUAGGCUGGCGGGCUGAAUUUCUCCCAAUGGAUCAUCCUUUGUCAGAAUAUGAAUUUGAUGUCAUUAUUGGUGCUGAUGGCCGCAGAAACAGUUUGGAAGUUUUUAGGAGGAAGGAAUUUCGUGGAAAGCUGGCUAUUGCAAUCACUGCCAACUUUAUAAACAGAAAUACAACUGCGGAAGCUAAGGUGGAGGAGAUCAGUGGUGUAGCUUUCAUCUUCAAUCAAAAAUUCUUCCAAGAUCUAAAAGAAGAAACAGGAAUUGACCUGGAAAAUAUUGUUUACUAUAAAGACAGCACUCACUAUUUUGUGAUGACUGCAAAAAAACAAAGCCUUCUGGAAAAGGGAGUCAUUAUUAAUGAUUAUAUUGAUACUGAAAUGUUGCUCUGUGGGGAAAAUGUAGACCAAGACAAUCUACUGUCAUAUGCACGAGAAGCUGCUGACUUUGCAACUGAUUACCAACUGCCUGCUUUGGAUUUUGCAAUUAAUCACUAUGGUCAACCAGAUGUAGCCAUGUUUGACUUUACUUCCAUGUAUGCUUCUGAAAAUGCUGCAUUAAUACGAGAGAGACACAGACAUCGGCUGUUGGUUGCUCUUGUGGGAGACAGUUUACUAGAGCCAUUCUGGCCAAUGGGUACUGGUUGUGCAAGAGGAUUCCUGGCUGCAUUUGACACAGUGUGGAUGGUGAAAAGCUGGGCCCAAGGAAAAACCCCACUCGAUAUCCUUGCAGAAAGAGAAAGUAUUUAUAGGCUCUUACCUCAGACGACACCUGAAAACAUCACUAAGAACUUUGACCAGUACACCAUUGACCCUGCAACACGAUAUCCAAACUUGAACUCAAGCUGUGUUCGGCCUCAUCAGGUGAAGCAUUUAUACAUUACAAAUGAGCUGCAGCCAUGCCCUCUAGAAAGAGCAAAUUCCAUUAGAAGAUCAAUUGGCCUUUCAAGAGAUGAAUCUGACAUAAGGCCAAACAAGCUUUUAACCUGGUGUCAGAAACAAACAGAAGGAUACAGGAAUGUUUGUGUCACAGAUCUUACUGCUUCAUGGAGGAGUGGCCUUGCCUUAUGUGCAAUUAUGCAUCACUUCAGACCUGACCUCAUUGACUUUGACUCCCUGAAUGAAGAAGAUGCAGUCGGAAACAACCAGCUGGCAUUUGACAUUGCUGAACGAGAGUUUGGAAUUCCUCCCAUCACUACUGGGAAAGAGAUGGUGUCUGCCAGAGAGCCUGAUAAACUCAGUAUGGUCAUGUACCUCUCAAAAUUCUAUGAGCUAUUUAGGGGAACACCUCUGAGAGCCAUGGGUGCUAUGGAAAAGCAAAAUGGAGAAAGAAAGGAUCUUUAUUCAGCAAAAUCAUCCAACUUCAUCUUUAACAAUUACAUGAACUUAACUUUUCCAAGGAAGAGAAUACCUAAAACAGAAGAAAAUGAGACCAGUAAAAGGCGACGUAAAAGUCUCAUUAAUUUUGAAGAGUCUUCAGGUUUUUUGAAUCGAGGUACAAAUUCUGGUAACCAACUAGGAGACUUGAAAGAAGGAAUAAAUCAAAACAAAGUGAAGUCUAUGGCAACUCAGCUCUUAGCCAAGUUUGAAGAAAAUGCUCCUAGUGUUUCACUACGGAGGCAGGAUCUAAUAGAUAAACCAGCUGUGCACCUUUCUUCUGAUCCUCCUGUAAACCUUCACUUUGCUAAACACGAGGAGCCAACCUGUAGCCCACCACCUCCUCCAAAAAGACAGUUUCAGACAGUAGCUAGGGCUGACCACAUGGUCAGGGAACCCAGGCCAUCUUUGCCUGGGGCUCAUCCAGUGGCCAGGCAUUUAAGAUGUGUAGAACGGACUGAGCUGGAGUCCAGGCUUUCUGAAACGCUUGCGUCUUCCUGUCCUGCUGCAUUUGCACUAUCUGGUGUACUUCAACGCCUUCAGCACGUGGAGGAAAAAAUUAAUCAGAAGAGGGCUCAGUCCAUAGCAAAUAGAGAAUUUCAUAAAAAGAGCAUUAAAGAGAAAGCUGCUCAUCUUGCCUCAAUGUUUGGCUAUGUCGACAUCCCAAAGCUCCCAUCUCCCUCUUGCCUUUCAUCUCACGAGUCAGCUGCUGCUUCUCCGUCAUCCAUUGACUCUGCUUCCCCUGCUGUUCAUUCUGAAAAGAUGACUGUAGGAAAAGUGUCACAUGGAAUAGGUGCUAUGGCGGAAGUUCUUGUCAAUCUGUACAUGAAUGAUCACAGGCCCAAUCCAUUUUCCACCUCUUUGCAACUGAAUGAAUCAGAGAAUGGAGCUGCUGCUGCUCUCCCUACUUAUCCUGCCUCUCAAGCUUGUUCUUCCACUGCUCAAACCUGUCAGGGUUCUCUGAAGAAAGUAUUUCCUCAGUCGAUAGGUGGGAGUGACAUCUGCUGUUUCUGUAAGAAGAGGGUGUAUGUCAUAGAGCGACUGAGUGCAGAAGGCCACUUUUUCCACCGAGAAUGCUUCAAAUGUGCCAUAUGUGCUACAACUCUUCGCCUAGCAAUGUAUGCCUUUGAUGCAGAAGAAGGUAAAUUUUACUGCAAGAUUCAUUUUGCGCAAUGUAAAACAAAUAAUAAGCACAGAAAGAGAAGAGUUAUGCUAAAGACUCAUGAAAAGGAGGAAGCACAAUUGUGGCAGCAAGAAGAGGCCAUGUCUGCAGAAGCCAUCCCAGAAAAUGCUUUCACUGUUCAUAGCAGCUCAGAGGACCGGUCCCCAGAUUGCUAUAACACUCCAAUAGAUGGACCAAUAUCUCCAAAGAAGUUCAAGAAUGUCCCCGAUCUUGACUUCAGAAGCAGGUGCUCUCCUGUGUCUUCUGAGUGGGCGCUGGUAAGAGUUACCCCAGAGGAAGAUUUGACUGAACACAACCUUCUGGCUGUUCGGGUGAUGGUAACCAGUGAUGGAAGCAGCUCUGAACUAGAUCCUGAUUUUCAUGAUGAGGCAUCCAUUUCUGAUUUUAACAAAGGGCCCUUGCCUGAGCCAAGAGCCAAUACCCCAAUUUCACAAAGACCUCUGUCAUUAAGCACAAGCUUGGCAAAGGGGGAAGAAUGUUGUGAAAUGUCCAAAGCUGCAAAUGCCCUUCAGCGAGCCCAUAGUCUUCGAGACUCUUCUACGUCAAAAAAAUACCAAAACUGGAAGAAGAAAAUUCAAUCAAAUUUCCCCCUAUUGUACAGCAAGAAGAGUGGGUCAUAUUCAAAGGACACCUCUGACAGCCUUCAAAGUUGUUUUAAGGAUGACCUUUCCCAGACAGAGUUGACAUAUCCUGACAAGAUUCCAGAAAUUAUGAGGGAACAUUUCAAACCCCACAGCCCAGCAUUUCAAAUGAAAGGAAAAAACAGAGAUAAACCUGAAGAAAUCCCUUCCUAUGUGCCUCACUAUUCACUUUACAACUGCACUCGUAGCUAUCCAUUGGCACAUAGCGAAUCUACUUGUCAUGUUGAUCUGACUUCAAGUACCACUUACCCUAAGCUUGCAAGGGAGGACUACAAAAAUGAAGACCAACAUUUAGGAAAUUGGACCGUGAAUAGUGAGCAACUGACCUCCCGAUUGCUUAUCAAGAAUUCAGAUGCAUGCUCUGUAAACCCUGAUGAGGGAGACAAAACAGCCAAUAAACAACAUGACAAGCAUUUUAACAAAGCUAAAAACAAGAUAAUGAGGAAGUUAACGCUUUCAAUGGAGCAGCAGUCCAAACUACUUGCCCUGAAUGAUGCUGAGCUACAUGGGCCAAGAACAGAACAGGAAGGCCAAGGAAUUCCAGAACAGAAGAAUGCUUAUUUUAAUAGAUAUGAGAACAUACCAAAACAAUCCAGUUGUGGUAAAUCUCAGAAAUUCUCAGAUAACUGUUUGCCAGUUUUGUCUUCUGAACACAAACCUCCAAAGAAUGUUGAUCAUUGUCCCAAAGAAAACACGGCUGCCCAGCCUAAAUCGCCACUGCGGCUAAUUGCCAAUGCUAUAAAGAAAUCCAUCAUAGAACCUCUUAUUUCUCCUCCAGAAGGUUUGAAAAAGAACCAGGACAUGCAUGCCAAACUUCCUUCAGAAACCACUUUUUUCAAUUUCCCGCAUGUCCUAGCUCGCUCUGUUAGUCUAAGGAACAGCAAAAGUCAUGGAGAUUAUAAUGUGCAAAUGCAGGAGCUCAGUGUGUUGGGUAAUGUAGAAAAAGGACUUGGAAUGAGAAGUUCAGAUAUGUUUCAUUUUUCCAACAGUCGAAGAGAGGAAUGUUCAUGUGAUGACAAAGGCACAUCUUUUCCUGUUCACAGUGUGCAUAGUAGCCCUUCCAAGAGUCCUCAUAAGCCUGUGUAUUCUUCUUGUACCAAUACAGAUGAUGUGCCAACACUUCUAGAAAAGUUUACCCUUAAAGAGAACUUCUGGAAGUCUGCUAAGGAUGAUUUGCGUGCACAUAAUAAAAAAAACAUCCAUUAUUCAUCUCUAAGGCACAGGAACAAAAUUGCUGAUGCCGUUUUAGAUGGUCCUGAACAGAGGAACAAUGUAUGGAACCUAUUCAGUAGUGUUAGGAAUAAAAUAGAUGACAGACUUAAAAACCCUGUGUCACCCUGUACCAUCUUUGAUGUUGAUGAAGUGCUAAAUAAUUCUUCCAAAGGAGAACACUUGGGUUCUGAACAUUUACCUGUCAGAAAACAAGCCACUGACUAUUGUUCUUCAUCCUCUGAUGGUGAAUUAGAACACAAGCCAUGCAAGACAAAGAGAACUCUGGGAAGAAACAAAAUGUUGGAAAAGGAAACAAAGCAACUAGUUAAACAAGAAGAACUAAAAAGGCUGCAUAAAGCACAGGCUAUCCAGCGACUACUGGAAGAAAUAGAGGAAAAGCAGCGAGCUCUGGAGGUGUAUGGUGUUCAGCUAGAGAGGGAACUACGAGGAGAAUCAGAUUCAUGCACACAAGAUGAAACUCAGCUGCUACAUGAAUGGUUUGAGCUUGUACUGGAGAAGAAUAAAUUAAUGCGCUAUGAAUCUGAACUGUUGAUCAUGAGGGCUCCAAAAACAACAGAACAGGAAUGAGGGAGAGAAAUACACUGCAUACAGGGCUUCUGUAUUUGCUUUAACAGCCCAAGGGAUCAGACAAAAUUUCAUUACACAUCAUGGGGUCCAGAGUACUGGGAACCACUUAUGCUAAAACGUACCUCAGCCUACCUUGUGGUUUUUUAGCAAACAAAUUUGACUAACUACAUGGUUAACAUGAAUAUUCUGAGAAGCAGUUAUUCUCAGGAAUGACAAAGAAAGUCUUGUCCAGAACAUGCAAAUGCUAAACUAUUGUCAUGGCCCCGUCAGAGGACUCAUCAGACGAGGAUGACUCGGGAGUAACAGCAGCAGACCCAGAAGCAGCAGACCCAGAAGGAGAAAUGGAGGAAACUCCUGAGGGCCCAGCUCCUUCUCCCCCUCAGCUGCAGAGCACCCCAGACACAGCUGAAGCCCUUCAGCCAGACGCAGACAGUGAAUGGGAUACUCCCCCCUCACCUGCAGAACGUAGACAACAGGAGGUCAGGCAGAAGAGGGGCAAGCCUGUCCACUUAAGGCCAAAACGCUGAUGGCUCACACCUGCUGACAAACCUGCUCCUUAAAAGUCAAACCUUGGCUUCAGCUUGUUGCUGACUACAACGUCAGGCGUGACCACUGUGUGUCUUCCUAUCCCCUGAACCUUGACUUGGACUGAUUUCUCGGCAAACUAGACCCGGACCUUCACUGACAUCUCUUCUGGAUUUCUGGCUUGGCAUGUAAGCUUUGAACAGCCUCUGCCCUUAUCUUGCUUCCUUCUUGCUAGCCUGGCAGAUUUAUAGCCAAGCUGCCGGCUGAGGACUUACGGCCUGGCAAUUACCAAGGAAUCUCCAGCCCUGCCUGCACCCCCACCGACACUGCUGUUUCAGUGAAGAGCUGACAACUAUUUUUGCUUGUAAACAAAUUUUCACUUGUAAGCUUCACUUGCAGAGUUGGGUUUUGGAAGGGGGCAAGGCACAUAACAGGUUUCUAAGUGGAAUUUUAUAGCUCUGAGGGUUGCUUCAAAGGUCAUAUUUUAAAGUGUAUAAUGAAAAUGUUUCAUGUAAACAGCAAGAAAAUAAAAAAGUAACGUGUGUAACAAAUUCAUAUUUUCAGUCAUGAGCAUUGUGAAGGAUAAAUAAAUACAUGAUGAAGCUGGUGGUGGGCCCUUGCUGAGUGUACAUGCAACAGGCAUCACAUUUGUACUUAUUUAAUUUUUGUCCCACCCUUCUUCCAAGAUGCAGUGGGCUAUCCCAUUUUAUUUUCACAAUAAUCCUGUUAGGCUGAGAGAUGGUGACUGGCCCAUGGUUUACCAGUAAGCUUCUUGGCUGAGCUUAGUCUGAGUUGUUGUACAUAUACUGUGCCACCCUGACCCUGCGGAAGAGCCGUAGCGCAGUGCUAAGAGCAAUGUUUUUUUUAUGAUGGUAUUCGCUGGUAUGGAGUAUCAGCACCUCUUUAUUGGCUGCCCCUGGCAACCAUUUUCUGCUGGCACCCACAACACUUUAAUCAAUGUAUGAGUACCAGUUCUUCAUUUUUUCACAACAACAAAAGUACUGGCUAAGAGCAUCUGCCAUGCGUGCAGACGGUCCCUGGUUCAAUCGAUGGCAUCUCCAUCUGCAUCUGGGGAUGUCCCUUGCCGAAACCCUAGAGAGCCACUGCCAGUCAGUAUAGUUCUAUAUUGUUUUAAAUUUUUAAAUUGUGUUUUAAAUUGUUUUUUAAAAGAUGUAUUUUAAAUUGUAUUUGUUUUUGGUUAUUGUAAACCACCCAGAGAGCUUCGGCUAUGGGGCAGUAUACAAGUUUAAUAAAUAAAUAAAAUAAAUAAAUAAAUAAAUAGACAAUACUGAGCUAGAUGGAGCAAUUGGGUUAAGUCAGUAUAAGAUUGCUUCUUGUGUUCCAUUACAUUAAUGUGUGGAGCAGCCUUUCUUUUCAGUCAUUGGCUGUUCUUUAUAUAUGUUGCCUCUUCUGGAAUUCUGGCACUGAUCCAAUAUUAGUAUCUGUAUGUUGGUGGGGGCAGUUGGUGUGUUCAAAUGGGAAGGUAUUGCACUGACCAUAUGGUCUUGGUUUGCCUGGCCAUUAAUCUUCCUGACAAAGACAAAUGUCUUGAUACCACCUUUACA
Molecule: messenger RNA, 8039 nt
Organism: Rhineura floridana
Lineage: Eukaryota; Metazoa; Chordata; Lepidosauria; Squamata; Rhineuridae
Gene: MICAL2
Product: microtubule associated monooxygenase, calponin and LIM domain containing 2
Exons: 35
Coding region: 328-5949 (1873 amino acids)
Molecular function (GO): protein binding; FAD binding
Source: RefSeq, a predicted model, not a curated record